CAUGAAACAGUCCGGCGGAUCGUGCACAUGGCUGUGUGUAACCUGUAAAUUAUAUAUGAAUUACUUUAUAUAUCCCUAAUUUUUUUUUAUAUGUAAUGAAGCCGAAUACAGAUAAAGAAAUGAACAAUGAGGCAGAAGAUAGGACUCAAAUAAUUUUUGAAAGAAAGUCCUUACCAAUUUUUUCUGUGAGAAAGAAACUCAUCAAAGAAAUUAUUAAACAUAAUUGCAUUAUUAUUAUUGGCGAAACAGCAUGUGGAAAAACAACACAGAUUCCACAGUACAUUUAUCAAUCAGGAAUUCAGAAAGAUUUGAUAAUUGGAAUAACACAGCCUCGAAGAGUAGCAGCAAUUACUAUUGCUGAACGAGUUGCUUUAGAAAGGAAUACAGCAGUUAGUAAUUUGCUAUUACAGGUAAUUAUUAUGUCUGCUACAAUGGAUGUAGACCACUUCUCACAGUAUUUUAAUAAUUCUCCUGUAUAUUAUAUAGAAGGAAGGCAAUAUCCUGUUGAAAUAUUUUAUACUGUUAAGCCACACGAAGACUAUGUAUUUGCUGCUUUAGUUACUGUUUUUCAAAUUCAUCGAAAUGAGGAAGAAGGGGAUAUAUUAGUAUUUUGCACUGGCCAAGAAGAAAUUGAAUCUAUGGUUAGAGCAGUUAGAGAGACGUCAUUACAGUUACCAUCAGAUUGUUUACAAAUUUGUCCAUAUCCUCUUUAUGCAGCACUUUCUUCAACAAAACAAGUUGAAGUUUUGAAACCUCCUCCAAAGAGUUGUCGAAAAGUAAUAUUUUCUACAAAUAUUGCUGAAACUUCUAUAACAAUUCCAGGAAUAAAAUAUGUUGUCGAUACUGGAAUGGUAAAAGCCAAAACAUUUAAUCCUUUAUACAAUAUAGAAUUAUUAAAAGUUCAAAGAAUCUCAAAAGCUCAAGCAUGGCAGCGAACUGGCAGAGCAGGACGUCAAUCAAAAGGUGUCUGUUAUCGACUGUACACUAAAGAUGAAUAUAAUGCAAUGAAUGACCAUCCUAUUCCAGAAAUACAAAGAUGUAAUCUUGCAAAUGUGGUACUCCAGCUACUAGCAAUUGGAAUUCGUGAUAUAUUAAAAUUUGAUUUUUUAAAUAAUCCUUCUGAAGAGUCUGUUUUAAAUGCCUUAAAUCAAUUACAAUUUUUGGGAAGUAUAGAAGAUAAAGUAAAUCCAAAGUUAACAGAUAUUGGUAAAAAAAUGGUACUGUUUCCACUUCAGCCAACGUUUUCAAAAAUUCUUAUAGCAUCGCAAUUAUUCAGAUGCACUGAAGAAAUAUUAACAGUUGUUUCUAUGCUUUGUGUAGAAUCUGUUCUUGAUACAACUGGAGAGGAAAUGCUCAUUAAAUAUACAGGUACAGUUCCCACACAAAGACCACAAAUACCAAAAAUCUACACAUUUAAGUCAGAUAAUAACCCAAGCAUAUUUUGUGAAGUUCAUAGCCAAACUCCACAAAAACUAAAUGUGUGGGCCGGAAUCUUUGGAGAUCGAUUACUUGGCCCCAUUUUCCUAGGUGGUAAUCUAAUGGGAGAAAGUUAUUUAGAUUUACUUGAAAAUGUUGUACAUCCAUUACUUGUUGAUAUCGUCGAACAUGACGACCGAUACUUAGAAGACCACCUUACUUUCCAACAAGAUGGAGCCCCCCCGCAUUAUGCAAGGCCAGUUACAGAAUUUUUGAACACGGUUUUUCCUGGGCAUUGGAUCGGACGUAGAGGUCCUUUAGAAUGGCUGGCUAGAUCCCCAGAUCUUAGUCCUCUUGAUUUUUUUCUUUGCGGACAUUUAAAAAGUAAGAUCUAUGCAACCGAACCAGGAUCUCUUGAAGAAUUACGACAAAGAAUUGUAGACGAGUGUUCUAAAAUAACACCCGAAACUUUCCGAAGUGUAAGGAACCGUUUUGAGCAAAAUUUGAAAUGUCUUACAUAUGGCCUAUUUAUGAAUGUAGCUGAAUUACAAACAGAAGGUGGUUAUUUAUCUAUAGAUACUCCUCGACAGCCAGUAGCAAUCCAUCCAUCUUCAUGCAUCUUUGGAAUGAAACCUACAUACAUCAUGUAUACAGAAUUAGUGGAGACAUCAAAAUGUUAUAUGAGGUAUGAUUUUCAGAUUGACAUAAUCGUGGUCUUAUGUAUUUAGGUUCUGAUUAACCAAAACUAUGUUUUAUCAACAUGAUUAAAAUAUGAUGCUAAUUGCAUAAUGAAUUAUGAUAGUAGCUUUUGUGAUGACAAAAAAAAUGACUGCAACUGGCAUGUAGACUUUUAUAAUUGAACUUUUAUGUGGUUUUAAUAAAUUUUCAAUUAUUGGAAUUGCCAAUUGUCAGAUUCAAUUAGAUAAAAAAAUUAUCUUAGCUUUUGAAUCCCACAUAUUAAAUAAGAAUAUGUGUAUUUAAAAUAAUAAACGUCAUUUAAAUUUGUUGCAUUGUAUGAAAAUCACAAAUAUUUACUUACAAAAAAUAUUUAAUAUCAUUUUUAUAAUUUAUGAUUUAAAUGAGAAAUAUUUGCUUGAA
Molecule: messenger RNA, 2514 nt
Organism: Centruroides sculpturatus (bark scorpion)
Lineage: Eukaryota; Metazoa; Arthropoda; Arachnida; Scorpiones; Buthidae
Product: putative ATP-dependent RNA helicase DHX33
Exons: 19
Coding region: 96-2144 (682 amino acids)
Biological process (GO): positive regulation of transcription by RNA polymerase I
Cellular component (GO): nucleolus; intracellular anatomical structure
Molecular function (GO): RNA binding
Source: RefSeq, a predicted model, not a curated record